AAGGGCCGCCCUCGGCUAGAUAGGUUUUGGAAGAGUGGAUCCAUGGCGUCGUCUUACGCGCUCGCGGAUUUCGUCGGCAAUGGCACGCUCAAGGAGAUCAUCGAUUCGCUUGUCGCGGAUGGCUGGGACGACGUUCCGACGAUCAAGAUGAUGAGCAGCGAGGACAUGGAGGCGCUCAAUCUCACGCAGCAGCAGCGGGACGCGCUCGAAAUCCGCAGCUACUUGCACGAUCGAGCGCUCAUGGAGUACGCAGACAAGCUGGAAGCGUCCGGCAAAACCCUGGCAGAGCUGAUCGGCGAAUCCCCCACCGCGCUCGCCAGCCAGUUUGGAAUGAAGCGCGGCCACGUCGCGCGAUUCGUUGAUCGCUCCGUCGCGUGCGGCAUCCGGAUGCCGCCAUCCUUGUCGCUGCCGGCCUCGCGAAGAACACGCUCCACAGUAUCGACGGUAUCUUCCAAAGAUUCUCAGCCGGAGGAGCCCGACAGUGCUCGUCCCGCCAAGAACCCUAGUCCUCCUCGAGACGAUCCGUCCAAGAAGGAGACCAAGGGGAUCGUCGCGUCGGCGCCAGCGGUCCCGAAGCUCUGUGGCCUCAUCCCUCCCCUGCGUGUCGACGAGAAUGUGACGCCGAUCGAAGUCCUCGAGAAGAUCAGCGUGCAGCGCGUCACUCCAGAGCACAAGAGGGGCAGCUCCAUCGAUGGAUGGAGCAUCGAUUCGGGCGUGGCAUUGCCUCCGCCGAUCAAAGCGGCGGAUCUCUGGAGCCGUCGCCCGGCAUUGCUGUUCAUCAUGAGAAGACCCGGAUGUGUCAUGUGUCGAGCCGAGGCACACCAGCUCUACGCUCGCAAGCCGAUCUUCGACGCCAUGGGCGUUCAUCUCGUGGCAGUCCUUGGCGAGUACAUGGAAGCCGAGGUGCGAGCGUUCUGGCCUCGCUACUGGGGAGGAAUGGUGGUGGUGGACAAGAACAGGGAGUUUUUCCAGGCGCUCGGAGGUGGCCGGUUGCUCAAAGACAACCUUGUGACGGGCUUUUGCUUCAACGCGGCAGCUCGGAUGAAUUACAAGCGCGCGCAGACGAGCGGAGCCGAGGGGAACUUUGUGGGAGAGGGCCUGAUCAAAGGCGGACUCUACAUCAUACGUGCUGGGAAAGCCGGGGUUGCUUACCAGUUCGUGGAGAGGAACUUUGGAGACUGGGCUCCCGUGGAAGAGCUUCUCAGCGUAUGUUCUUCGUUUCAGCCGAAGACUGUGGAUAAGAGUCAAGACUGAGUGAUCGAUCUGUAAGAUUUCCUGUGAUUUAUACGAGCGUGUGUACAUUACUAUCGA
Molecule: messenger RNA, 1311 nt
Organism: Selaginella moellendorffii
Lineage: Eukaryota; Viridiplantae; Streptophyta; Lycopodiopsida; Selaginellales; Selaginellaceae
Exons: 5
Coding region: 43-1254 (403 amino acids)
Molecular function (GO): antioxidant activity
Source: RefSeq, a predicted model, not a curated record